AUGGCUGAUAUACGAAGGAGCAAAAGGAGCAAUUUGCCGCUUCACGAAUGGGCAACCCCACAAUGGAGCAAAUUUUUGCUGUUCUACAAUCGGAAGAAGAAAUUGAAAUUUGCACGCGAGAGUCGAACCUUGGCACCCCAGUGGUGCCCAUGCGAGAUGUCGUGGCUUUCAUACACGCAUCCUGAUCCCUACGUGGCCUGUUGCAUGCGAACCGAUAUGCUCUUCGGUAGUCUGAGCAAAUACUGGUCACUGGAGAAAGAUGCCCCUCGCGAACAUCGAAAUUAUCGAGGAAAGAGGCAGGCUGGCUUAACAGUGCUAA
Molecule: messenger RNA, 319 nt
Organism: Perkinsus marinus ATCC 50983
Lineage: Eukaryota; Perkinsozoa; Perkinsida; Perkinsidae
Exons: 3
Source: RefSeq, a predicted model, not a curated record